GACACCUACAGUGUACAUGUGCGUACGUGUAACAUCUCCAUGAAGGGAUGUAUGAAAUUUUGUUGCACAAAUAUCUGUGAUGGCACAGUAAGUUGGCACCAUCGAAACAGCCAAAACUGUGUUUAGGCGAUUAUGCAAGUACAGUACUGUUGUUAGAUAUUAGAUCUCUCUGCAUUUCUUGACUGUGGGCCCCGAGCUGAACCAAGGGAGGGUGCGAUGUUCCUAGGAACAGGGGUUCCAUUGUACUAACUGCACGUUGAUACUGGUAGUUCACAAACAAUGUUGCUCUCGCAUCGCUAAGUUCCAACAAAAUAAAAAAAUCCCAACCAAAAUCACUCUUUUCAACCGACAAGGGGGUGCUUCUACAUGUACUUAAGGCAGGUAUUUAAAAUGUAUACGGUACAUGUACAUGUAAAUUUGUAAAUUUCAAUUUUAAAUGCUGAAGCUAUUCUUUGAAAAUGGAUAGUUUUGGUUUUAAUUUGUACUUCUGAAUGAGCAGUUUUAAUGUUUCCCUGUCAUUCAACUCCAGAGUUGAUUAAAACUGACAGCAUGACAUGUGGCGGCGCAUGAGUUGGUUGGCACACAAGUUGGUCAAUGUACGAGUUGACCAAUCCACUUACAUGUACGAAUUGAUGGAUGAAACAACGCACACAUUGACAGAUGUCUCCGACUCUCCACCACCCAGGGAAGGAUUUAUGGUGUUACGUGAACUACACGAAGAUCUCCUAACAGCACAGUUUAAAGAUGCUGAUCUUAGCAAACAAAUAGCACAGGGACUAACAUUGCCCAGAGUGACUCUUGGUGUGGAGACACUGUCUUCCCUAGCAACAGAUGAAGAUGCUCCCUCAGCAUUCUUACCUUGUGAUGCCCAUUUGCCAUUGUGGAAGAAAGCAUGGUACCUAUACAAGGAGAAUGGAACUUGUGGUCUGCUCAAUGAACUGACCAAGAGAAACACAGAAGCACCUUCGGUUAUGUCAACAGUUGCAUGUGGUUGCCUGGCAGCGAUCAGAUGGUCAAGCUCACUACGUGGCUCUUUUUAUCCCCAUAUGGUACUACCAAAUGAGAAAAUAGUUUCACAGUUCAGUCAAACAUGCAGCUGGGAAGAGUCAGCAAUACGUGCAUUAGCAUGGCAUCCACAUACCAACAAAUGUGCAGUAGCAUGGAAUGAUGAUGUUGUCAGAAUAUUCACAGCCAACAGUGAUCUAGUUCCCACACUGAAGCAUCGCGUUCAACGUUGUGUGGCCUGCAUAACUUGGAAGCCUCUAUCUGCAUCCGAUCUAGCUGUUGCUUGUCUAGCAUGUAUCCUGAUUUGGCACAUAGAUCCAUCAUCCCUUUCCAUAAGGCCAUCUGCCAGUUGUGCCCAGAUAUUGAGUCAGAGUGGUCAUGGACCAAUAACCAGCUUAGCCUGGGAUCCUAGAGGAAGGAUCUUAGUGUCUGCAUCUCCAUGUGAUACAGCUAUGCGGGUUUGGGAUGUUGCCAGAGAGACUUGUGUUGCAUUGAGAAGGAAUGGUGGAGGAGGUGUGUCACUACUCAGAUGGUCCGCUGAUAACACCAAGCUGUUUGCUGCAACUCCAUCCAAAAUGUUUAGAGUUUGGGAAACCAAAACUUGGAGCUGUGAGAAGUGGCUGGAUCUUUUAGGUCACUGCCAAGCAGCCUGCUGGAGUCCUGAUAGCAACAUGCUGCUGUUCUGCACGGAGAAUAAGCCUAUUAUCUAUGCCCUUGGAUUCAAAGAUAUUGGGGUUAGCAGAGGAGCAAAAACUGCCGUCCAGUGUGCAGAUAUGUCCAAGGUUAUGCUGCAGUGUCGUACAGAGGAAACCAGUGUUGGAGGUCUAAUUCAAGACAUGGCAUGGGAUCCUACUGGUGAGAGACUAGCUGUGUUAUUCAAACCACACGACAAAGACACUGACAACCUGAUUGUACUCUUCAGCACUAGACUGGAACCCGUGCUGGAACUCAUUCCAAGUGGCUUUGUGCGUGGUGAGCCAGGACAGAUACCCGAGUUGAUAGCCUUUAAGCCUAACUUCAGACAAGGAGCCCUCCUCACAGUGUGUUGGCAGAGUGGAGAGGUGUCUUAUAUCCCAUUGAUGUUUAUGCCAACCCAAGCCAUCAAAGACACAGCUAACUCUACCUUCAAGAUCCCUGGUGCCAAUGCACCACUUUCAAAGGAGCUUUUUUCAUUAAGUUAAUCCGUGUGAGCUUCUCCUUGAAAUCCACUCAAAUCUAGGUUUAGGCCCCCCAAAAGUCACCAGUUUCUGGUCAUCGCACACAUUGCCAUAGACCUGUGCAUUGGCAAUAUAAAAAGUUUUAAUUUGGUACAGACAUGUACAAUGUCCAGAGGCUGUCAAACUUACUUGAUCGAAUGGAAUCCUACUAUUGCGUAAUUUUAACAUGUUUUAGUAAACAAGGCCCCUAAACAUUUACUCAGGCACUCUUUCAGAUGACAUCAUUUCUGUAUGAUACAUUUACAUCUGCGAACCAGACAAACAAGGUGAUCUUAUGUCCUGUGUACAUGUACAUCUACGAGCUGGAAAUGCUUGUGAACAGUAAAUAGUGAGGGGGCUGGUCUACAAUGUAUUUCAGUGUUGGUAGCGGCAGUAUGUACGUACAAGCACAAAAAAAUAAAAGCCAUGUCGCUGCAGACCUGUUGGAGCCAGCCCCUGACCAGAAACUGGAGACUUGGGGGGCUUAUGUAACAAUUCUAAAUUCUAAUUAAGAAUGUUUGAAGACUUGCAAAGUACACGUACAAGAGCUGACAUAUUUCAGUUACAAAGUCCAAAUGUAAUGUAUGUGUACCCCUUUUCAACAAGACACACCUUUUAGGUUUAUUUUGUAAUUGAGACUCCCUAUUUUAAACUUGAGAGUGUGUGCAUACGGCAUCGCAGCAACAGUACAAUCAGUUGUCAGAAAGUUGAGGUUAUCCAUAUGGGUUGAAUUUCAUUUUUUACAAUGAAAUUCAACCCAAAAGGAUACAUCAUUAUUUCUAUGCUGUUCUGAGCAGUAAUUGUUUGGUUAAUACAUAUAUUUGCCAAUGCUAUAAUUUUCAAGAUGUAUUUUUGCGUUGGGGAGAUGUUAAUUUAUAUAACGGGUUUUGCCCUUACCCAAC
Acanthaster planci (crown-of-thorns starfish) is the source of this 3103-nucleotide messenger RNA. It is a transcript of the gene aaas, whose product is annotated as aladin WD repeat nucleoporin. Gene Ontology annotation, molecular function: protein binding. Gene Ontology annotation, biological process: nucleocytoplasmic transport. Gene Ontology annotation, cellular component: nuclear pore. The record is from RefSeq and is a predicted model, not a curated record. NCBI's taxonomy places the organism in Eukaryota, Metazoa, Echinodermata, Asteroidea, Valvatida, Acanthasteridae.